Messenger RNA from Nerophis lumbriciformis (worm pipefish), 1098 nucleotides. NCBI's taxonomy places the organism in Eukaryota, Metazoa, Chordata, Actinopteri, Syngnathiformes, Syngnathidae. The record is from RefSeq and is a predicted model, not a curated record.
AUGGUGCAGCAGCAACAGCACAUGAGCACUCACGCUCUCUCCCCAGCCGGAGACUCGACUGACUCCGGAGAGAUGGACUUGGAGAUGGAUGCGUCUCCCACCCCGGCGGGGCGUAGCGACCUAGCCUGGUGCAAAACCCCGACGGGUCAUAUCAAGAGACCCAUGAACGCCUUCAUGGUGUGGUCGCAGAUCGAAAGAAGAAAGAUCAUGGAGCAGUCUCCGGACAUGCACAACGCGGAGAUCUCCAAGCGGCUGGGCAAGCGAUGGAAGCUGCUCAAAGACGCCGACAAGAUCCCCUUCAUCCGGGAGGCGGAGCGGCUCCGACUCAAACACAUGGCCGACUACCCAGACUACAAGUACCGGCCCAGGAAGAAGGUCAAGUCCGGCAGCGGGGCAAGUAAGCAGCAGGCGGAUCGUGGGGAGAAGAGCUCGGAGCGCAGCAACAAAGCCAAAAGAAGCCCCGCGGCCAAAGCGGCGAGCCGGACGCACAAGCAGGCCGGCAAAUCCACCAGCCUCCCGGGUCUGGACGGCGCGUCGCCCAGUGGCGACCACCAGACCCUCUUCAAAUCCAGGUCAGUGUCUGGUGCCAGACAGAUCCCCGAGAAGCGCACCGGGGAGGCCAGACGCAGCUUCCCCUUCGCCGGGGCAGGGAGCUUAGAGAGCGGACCUCCCUCCGUGGGAGUCCCGGCCAGUCCUACUCUGAGCAGCUCGGCCGAAUCCAGCGACCCGCUGAGCCUGUACGAGGAGCAGAGCCCCGGGGGCAGCGAGUCGUCCCCCACCGCGCGCCUCAGGUACUCCCGCGCGUCCUCCCCAACGCCGUCAGCCUCCCAGUCUUCAUCAGUCUCCUCCUCAUCGUCGGAUGAGGAGUUCGAAGACGAGCGGCUCGACUUGAACCCCAGCCCCGGCUAUGAGAGCAUGUCUCUGGGCGGCAUGGGCUUCUCUGACGCGGAGCUGGACCGGGAUUUGGACUGGAGCUUCGGGGAGUGCGGCGCCGGCUCCCACUUUGACUUCCCUGACUACUGCACGCGAGAGGUGAGCGAGAUGAUCUCAGGAGACUGGCUGGAGUCCACCAUCUCCAACCUGGUGUUCACCUACUGA